This is a messenger RNA of Polyodon spathula (Mississippi paddlefish), 5316 nucleotides long. Its product is annotated as mitogen-activated protein kinase kinase kinase 21-like. The record is from RefSeq and is a predicted model, not a curated record. Gene Ontology annotation, molecular function: protein binding; JUN kinase kinase kinase activity; ATP binding. The transcript is spliced from 10 exons. Bases 941 to 4045 code for a protein of 1034 amino acids. Gene Ontology annotation, biological process: protein phosphorylation. Lineage: Eukaryota; Metazoa; Chordata; Actinopteri; Acipenseriformes; Polyodontidae.
UGAUGGCGGCUUUGUAGGGAUUGUUUUGAGUUGGGGAUAUAUUACAAAAUUUUACUGUGGCACUUGGAUAAUACACAUAUGGAGGUUUUUCAAUUGGACCCUGUCAGGUUGAAAGAAUUAAGCCACAGACGAAUGAAUGCCCUGAGAAAAAAAUUGUUUGAAAGGAAUGCAUUAACUUUGCAGGUGCCAAACGCUAUUACUACAAGAGUAGCAGACGAAGAGGUGAGGACUAAAUCAUUUUUAAUUUUAGUGUAACCAGAUUGGGACUUGAAUGACGGUGUUGUUCGAAUGCAUACUCGAUGGAUUCUGUAGCACCAUAACUGGAAAGAAAACACGCUAUAAGAUAAAUGAGAUAGAACAUUUUUUCCCCCUCUCUAAAACACUGCCUUGUCUCACGUCAGCACCUGACUACACUGCUCGCUUUUGUGGUAUAUCCUUUUUUUCGUGUUUGUUUAUUAGUAUUGUUAGUAAUUUGUUAUUUAUCGGAAACAUGUGGUAUCAUCUCUUUGCUUGUUAGGAAUUGUGUUUGUUUUGUUUCCAAGAAUGAAGUCGACAUGCACCACAGAAAAUAAUUUACAUUGUUUAUAAACUAAUUAUGAUGACUGCCAUUGCCACCUGACUGCACAAAACGGAGCAACACAAAGAAAUGCGUGAUAAAUAAAAAAGUGAAAAAAUUGUUUUUUCAUUCAUGUCAUUCAGUUCAUAUUUUGACAGCAUUAAUUUCUAUGAUAUUCGUGACGCUGAAUUUUGGAGUUACAGUAUCUCGGUGCCUUAGUUUCCAUAUGCCAGUCUGAAUGGAUGUCAUUUUGCAAACAUCAAGGACUGAAGUAAAUGCGAAGUUUUGUUUACCUUCUGAUUCACUGUGAUAUGGUCAUUUGAGGCUGGUAGUGGUAUUUUGGAUACACAACUCAGCCCCCUAUGGUAAGGCUACAGCCCAGAGAUGUCUCACUCGCAGGCCGGUUUCCAAAACGGUGAAAGACGGCUGAGCAGCAAUAAUGACAGUCCUUGGAAUGGGUCCCCCACCUACAGCCCUCUGGCUCACUCUGCUUCUGCCUGCUCGAAUCCGUUGUGGACUGCGGUGUUUGAUUACGAAGCAAGCGGGGAGGAUGAACUUAGUCUGCGGCAGGGGGAUGUGGUCGAGGUGCUUUCAAAGGACGCUUCCAUCUCUGGUGAUGAAGGCUGGUGGACUGGCAAAAUCAACCAUCGGGUCGGGAUAUUCCCCUCCAAUUAUGUUUCCUACAAAACUGCAAAGUACCAUAGAGUGCAGCCCUCUAGCAGUGUUGUGGGAGUGGAGCAUGGUGGCAGGAGCUCCCCGGUAGAGAUCAGUUUUAGCGAGCUAACUCUGGAAGAGAUCAUUGGGGUCGGAGGGUUUGGCAAAGUGUACAGGGGAACGUGGAUUGAGCAGGAGGUAGCCGUAAAGGCAGCAAGAUAUGACCCCGACGAGGACAUCACUGCCACAGCGGCGAGCGUGAAACAGGAGGCAAAGCUGUUUUCAAUGCUGCAACAUCCCAAUAUCAUUCAACUCGAAGGGGUUUGUCUUCAGGAACCCAAUCUGUGCCUUGUAAUGGAAUACGCCCGAGGAGGGACCUUAAAUCGGGCAUUGGCUGGGCGUAGAAUUCCACCCCAUAUCCUUGUUAACUGGGCUGUGCAGAUAGCCAGGGGCAUGCACUACCUGCAUGAAGAGUCCGUUGUGCCUAUCAUUCACCGGGACCUCAAAUCCAGCAAUAUACUGUUAAUUGAAAAAAUCGAAAAUAACGACAUAGGCAAGAAGACCUUGAAGAUCACAGACUUUGGCUUGGCCAGAGAAUGGCACAACACAACCAAGAUGAGUGCUGCUGGAACAUACUCUUGGAUGGCUCCAGAAGUGAUCAAGUCUUCGCUGUUUUCUAAAGGCAGUGACAUCUGGAGUUAUGGAGUGUUGCUAUGGGAGCUACUGACAGGAGAGGUGCCUUAUCGUGGAAUUGAUGGUCUUGCUGUUGCCUAUGGAGUGGCCGUCAACAAAUUAACCCUUCCCAUUCCAUCCACUUGCCCAGAACAGUUUUCCAAACUCAUGGAAGAAUGCUGGGAGCAGGACCCCCACAUCCGGCCAUCUUUCACUGCCAUUCUGGAGCAGCUCGCUGCCAUCGAGGAAGAAGUCAUGGCAACAAUGCCUCAAGAAUCAUUCCACUCCAUGCAGGAUGACUGGAAGGUGGAGAUAAAGGAAAUGUUUGAUGAGCUCAGGACAAAGGAGAAGGAGCUGCUGUCGCGGGAAGAGGAGCUCACUAGGGCGGCCCUUCAGCAGAAGUCUCACGAGGAGCUCUUGAAGCGGAGGGAGCAGCAGCUAGCGGAGAGGGAGAUCGAUGUUCUGGAGCGGGAGCUCAACAUCCUUAUCUUCCAGCUCAACAAGGACAAGCCCAACGUCAAGAAGAGGAAGGGCAAGUUCAAGCGCAGCCGCUUAAAGCUGAAGGAUGGUAACCGGAUCAGCCUACCUUCGGAUUUUCAGCACAAAAUCACUGUUCAGGCUUCCCCCACGAUGGACAAGAGAAGAAGUUUAAACAGCAAUAGUUCUAGCCCGCCAAGCAGCCCCACACUCAUUCCACGUCUCAGAGCGAUACAGUUAACUUUGGAUGAAAGCAAUAGAACAUGGGGAAGGAGUACAAUUUACAAACCGGAAGAAUUUGAAGAUGUCCAAAAAGGCUUUAAAAAGAAGGGGCGUACAUGGGGCCCAAGCUCUGUUCAAACAAAGGACCGGGCCAAUAGUGCAGAAAGGAUAAGACCACUUUCAGAUGGCAGCAACCCCUGGUCCACCAGUUUGAUGAAAACCCAGAAGUCUGUUCCUUUAGCUGCAUUGUUUGUUGAUCAGGGGACAUCUCUAGAAGAGAUUUGUUCAUCUGAAAGUGUUGAUAACAGCCGACCAAAACAACUGAAGUUUCCUAAUCAGGUGUAUAUCGAUCUACCUCUUUGGAAAGACGAACAGGGGGAGGGCACGGGAGGGAGCGAAGGCUUGGAAGAAGCAACUCCUUCCAGCUCAGCAAGCAGCACACCUCAAGUCACUCCAACCAACAGUUUGAAACGAGUGACGCUGAGAAAGAAAACGGACAGUGUGCUGUACGGGUGCGCCAUGCUCCUCGCUUCAGUUGGCUUGGGAUUCGAUAUCCGCGACGUGAACAGUAGGCCCCAGUCCAUGGAAGAGCCCGUGGUCAAGGAAGAAAAGAAAAAGAGGGAGGGGAUAUUCCAGAGAGCCACUCGGUUCCGUCGGAGCACAAGUCCUCCCAAAAGAAUGAGUUUGAAAAAAGAUGACGGCAACAUUCCUUCGCUGGGCCAUCCCUCUGGUUCAGAUCACAUUUCCAUGUCUUCCAUUUCUGAAUGCAACUUCACAAAAUGUUUGAUUCAGGAUAAUUCAGAAGAAGCAAGCACAUACAGCUGCUAUUUGAAGGCAGGGUCGUCAAAUGAAAAUGGCAACAGUGAACACAAGUACAAGGAGUCCUGUGCACCCAAGGUUUUGAACAAUGGGGCCUUCAGUAGCAUGUCAAAAUGGGAUUCUGACCUGCAGUCAUGUGGCUCUGAGAACAACAGUGUUUUGCAACACAAGCAAACCAUGUUGGUGGGAGAUGCAGUUCAGAAUUACACUAAUGGCACAUCCACCUCGCAAAUUGAUCCAACAGUAUUGCCCCAGACUCCCAAUCCUGAAGCAGCAUAUCCAGCCUCUGUGCUGAGAAGAACCCACGACCAAGACGUAUCCCCCGAAAGGCACCUCUCUGGAGACUAUGCCUCUAGGCCUCGGCCUCUGUCCCUUAAAAGUAAAGCCCACCCCUGGCAUCUCAUGCAAGGCCGAAACAAGAGCUCAUCCGCAGGACCUUUCUCGGGAGAGAAAACAGCACAAAAUCUAAACUAUUUGCUUGCAGCUGAAGCAAAGGCUGGCUGUCACGUUGCCCCUGCUGCCUGCUCUUUACUGGAUAUUGAUAUGGAAGGACAGAAAGGGGACUGCACUGUACCCCUUUGUAGAAUUCAGAGCAAACCUGCCAGAUCUACUGUAUAUGAACUGGAAAAGGAGUCCUUGUCUUAGCAAUUUCUGUUUAAACAAACAUGUUUGUUCUAGCACAUCAACGUUUUCGUAAUGAAGUAAUGAAGACGUUCUGCUACUAAACUAGAACCUUUGUGUCACCAGGCAGCAGGUUGCCAUUUAAUCCACUUGGGCUGAGGCUGCUUUCAGUUCUUACAGGUACUUCAUAAAGGUUAUUUAUCUCUAUACAUUCUGAUAGGGUUAAAUUGUAGGUUGUUGGAGUGUUAUUUGCUGAAUUUGUAUGGUUUUUUAUUUGUUUUUUUUUGUUUUUUUUUUUACAAAGAGCAACAUAUUCCAGUGUAAACUGGUCAAUGUUAAUAUUCAAGCCAACAAGGAUUCCUUCUGCAGUGUGGUUUAGUAGUUCAACUAAGGUUUUAACACUGUUCUCCUGUUGAAACUCUUUUGGUGCUAGAAUUUGUUACACCACUUUAGAAUAUGCAGAUUUUUAAAAAGCCAGGCUAUUUAUGAGAAGUUGAUGCUGCUUUCUGGUACCUAAUCACUUCAUGUGUUGUCGUUCAGACUGUGUGUCCAACAGCAAAGGCACCAGGAUUCAGUUGUGUUGUUUUUUGAAAUUGCUGAACUGAAUUGUCCUAAUUGAUUCUAAAGCAUUGGUAAUGUACAGUAAUUCUGCAUGUAGAAAUGUUCUUAAAUUUAGAGAAUUAUCCAUAAUUGAAUGUAUUGGUGAUUUUUUUUGUCAUCCAAUGGUUGCGUUUGUGAAUCGGAUCUAUUGUUAAAAAUGCCACUAUUGCUUUUUACAGUGUUCAUUGUUGUCAGGGCAUAUUGUAUCCCUGAUAUAAUAUUAAAUAUAAAGGUAUCCCUGGCAUUUGGAUUAGAAACCAUUUCUAUUAUAAUAUUUAGGUGGAUGAUUUAUAUGCAAGGUGUUCUCAUUGCAUAAAACGUGUUGAAUCGAUAACUCCUAUAAAUAAGGGGAGAAAUUACCUUCUGUUGUAAGGUGGACAUACAAAAUCUAUUCUGGAAUGUUACAUUUAAAAGUAAAGGCAAUCUGGCAUUUCAACUUAGGUAAGCUUAAUUUUACUUGCGGUUGUUGAUUUUACAUAAUAAUUUUUGCCAUUUCAUGAAUAUGUAACACUUGUUGGAGUCAUCAAUAUAAUAUCAGACUACUGGCAAGACUUUUUGCUCAUUAGUUAUAUAUAUGCUUUAGUGAGUUACAGGAAAAUAAUUCCAUUUAGGGUUUCUGUGAUGCCGUAAAUUACGAGACCAAAGACCCGAGAUGGAAUUGUUUUCCUGUAACUCAUUUAAGAGGCCCAUCUGUU